AUGAUUGAGCCGUCGCUGCGCCUCCGCCGUGCAAUUUACAGAGGCGAUUCGACCCUCGUUGCCCGAAUCCUGAAAUCUCACCCAAAUUUGCUUCACAACCCAGACACUACACCCUCCACUAUACAUACACCGAGUGGUCUUUCUAACACUUCUUUACACCUAGCAGCUUCACUCGACAGCGUUAGCAUCUGUCGACUACUUCUUGACUUGGGCCACGAAGGAACACCUGGAUCCCCACAGAUUUCUCUCAAUGAGAAUUACGAUACGCCACUGCAUCUAGCCGCUAAGGAGGGCCAUACAGAUGUUAUCCAUAUACUUUGCGAGCGUUGUCCUACGAGCAUCCCAAGGCGAAAUGUACGUGGAAUGAAUGCAUUGAUGCUAGCUGCAAUGGGAGGCCAUGAUACUGCCGUGCAACUUCUUUUGACUUACGCACCUGGUGGGUUAGAGAGUCAAGAUAAUCCCAAUGAACUCUUGAAUGCUGCUGAUCACGACGGAAAUACAGCAUUGCACUUCGCUAGCAUGUAUGGGCACGUACUAGUCUUGCGGACCCUAUUAGCUGCUGGAGCUGAUUGGGAAAAACGAAAUGGCUGGAGUUGGCAGCCAGUUAGCUACAGUGCCACUGUCCAGGCUGAGGUUCACUAUAAGGGAUUGGUAGGCGAGAUUGAAAAGAGGAAUAACCAAAAAGAUUCUCAAGAUAUCAAGAAUAGUGGAAUGAGUACGACACGACAUAUGUCAAACGCACGUGGUGAAGAAACUUAA
This is a messenger RNA of Blumeria graminis f. sp. triticale, 759 nucleotides long. Lineage: Eukaryota; Fungi; Ascomycota; Leotiomycetes; Helotiales; Erysiphaceae. The record is from the annotation of a GenBank genome assembly.